AUGCCGCCUUCUACGAUUAGCGAUGCCGAAUGGGCCUCUAUCGACCCCAAGUUCCGCUUCGAGAUGAAACGGCUGCGUCGUGAGCGCGAUGACAUUGCCGCAGAACGUGACGCAAUGGCUGCUGAACGCAACACGGCCGUCGAUACAGCCGUCAGUGCCCGCGCGCGUCUACAAGAGGACUACGAUAUUCUCUGCGCAGAAAUACAGCAAGCCCACGUGGACAUUAUGACGAAGGAGCUCGAACGCGCCAAGCUCGAAAAGGAUAUCGCUAGCACUCGCGCGGAGGCCACGUCGCUUGUACAGCAACUCCAGGAAGCGCACCAAGAGAAUGAUGAUAGUCGCGCGUUUGUGGAGUCGGAGACGGGUGCGGCUUUGAAGAAGAAGGACGUCAAGCUAGCGCAGGCUUGUGACAGAGAAGAUCGCCUUGUAGCUCGACUUGGUCAGGCGGAGGCGAAUGAGCGAGAAGCGAGAGAGAAGUUGGUUGAGGCGAGGCAGCUCUUGGAAGAGACCAGAACACAUGCGCAGGCAGAGCUGAAUGACGCGCGCACCGGACGAGACCAGGCUCUUUCCGAGCGAAGCGAGCUGGAAGGCAUAGUCGCGGACAAGGAUCAUGAACUGAUCGCGCUACGCAAGGGACUCCAGGAAAAACAGAUCUCUGCAUGGACGAUUUCUGCGCCCGUUGGCCCUGCUCCCCGCGAAGCCGAGGGUCCUGAGGCCGCAAGGACAUCUGAGGAUACCUCGGAUACAUCUCGAAAGACGCAGGUGUCCUCGAAGUCCUUGACUGCGAAGCCGCAGGUGGGACUCAUCGAUCUGACUUUGGAGAGCGACAAUGAGCAACCUGAUCGUGCUUCGUGCGCUCCUGUCAAGUCCUCAGUCUCUUCUUCUACUAGCGCUCUCACGAAGGCUAUGUCUGGGCCGGCGUCGACGCAGAGAAACGCUACCCCGGGACCUGGGCCAUCGACUCUGAGAAACCGCGAGAAAUCUGCAAAGCGCGCCAGGGAGGAGGCUGAACCGGAGGUACAUAUGACGGCGAAGCGCGCCAAGCUCUCUUCCCGAGCGACGCAGGCCGAUGUAUUCGAUGUCGACGCUCAGGCACACGAUCAUGUACCUUCGUCUCUUCGUCAUCGGGUAGAGGGGAUGCGGUCUCUUGCGCUUACGCAAAUUCCCUCCAAUAUGCUUCCAACGCCGGAUAAGCCCACUGCCGGUUGGGUGAAGCGCACUCUCCUCGUCAAGAAAUGGGGCGCUCGUGCCAAGGUCUCCGUCACUCAUCUCAGCGUGUCAUCGCACUUGUUAGAGGCCGACGACUGUCAUGCCUCUCGGUCUCGCCAAGAGCCACCCACCAAGUACCCUGCUGUAUUCUUGGAGCUCGACAUCCUCCACCUAGGUAUACCUUCCCGCCCAGGGCAACCCGGGCUCAUGAUCACCAAUCGCGAGGAUAUUCCAUUCGAUACGCCUAUUCUCACGUUCGUAUGCAAGGAAUCCGAAUGUCUCUUCAUUGGAAGGUACAUUUUCAAGCGCGAGGAGCUCGCAGUUACUCAACAGGAAUGGAAGGGUAUGCCUCAAUGGCUCCGUCGGAAAUGGGCGCACACACUAGCGGAUGCUCACAAGAAUAGCGAGCACCUCCCAGUCGCACUUUCGCUCCUAUCAUCGCUGCUAUGCGAGAAGAACGUAUACAAGUCUGCGGUCUCGAAUCUGAUGCAGACGUACAAUGCCGGGACGACCUAUCAGCGCCAACAGAUGCGCCCGUCGUGGGAGCUGGCGUUGGCAGGUAUGGACAAGGGAUAUGCUUUCUUGGGCGUCAUCACGAUGGAGCCAAUUUCAGUAGCGGAGAGGCUCUAUAAGGAGAUUUGGGACCAUCGCGGCUCGCACCGUGACCGUCGUAAGACGUCCAGAAAAGGAAAGAAGUCUGAACCCAUGGACGAGUCGUCUUAG
This is a messenger RNA of Peniophora sp. CBMAI 1063, 1932 nucleotides long. Lineage: Eukaryota; Fungi; Basidiomycota; Agaricomycetes; Russulales; Peniophoraceae. The record is from the annotation of a GenBank genome assembly.